Messenger RNA from Pogoniulus pusillus (Red-fronted tinkerbird), 3106 nucleotides. RefSeq names its product POU class 3 homeobox 3 (gene POU3F3). Gene Ontology annotation, molecular function: RNA polymerase II cis-regulatory region sequence-specific DNA binding; DNA-binding transcription factor activity, RNA polymerase II-specific. The record is from RefSeq and is a predicted model, not a curated record. Bases 45 to 1367 code for a protein of 440 amino acids. The transcript has a single exon. Gene Ontology annotation, cellular component: nucleus. Gene Ontology annotation, biological process: brain development; regulation of transcription by RNA polymerase II. Lineage: Eukaryota; Metazoa; Chordata; Aves; Piciformes; Lybiidae.
CGGCGGCAGCGCGGCGGGGGCGAGCGGCGGGCGGUGGGCGCGGGAUGGCCGCGGCCACCUCUAACCCCUACCUCCCCGGCAACGGCAUCCUGGCGGCCGGCUCCAUAGUCCACGCGGACUCAGGCGGCGGCGGUGGCGGCGGCGGAGGCGGCGGCAUGCAGCCGGGCAGCGUGGCUGUUACCUCGGUGGCGGGAGGCUACCGCGGCGACCCGGCGGCCAAGAUGGUCCAGAGCGACUUCAUGCCGGGCGCCAUGGCCGCCAGCAACGGCGGCCAUAUGCUGAGCCAUGCCCACCAGUGGGUGACAGCCCUGCCCCACGCCGCCGCCGCUGCCGCCGCAGCCGCCGCAGCCGCCGCCGAAGCGGGAUCGCCCUGGUCCGGCAGCCCCGUGGGCAUGACGGGCAGCCCCCAGCAGCCGCCGCCGCCGCCCGACGUCAAGGGCAGCGGCGGGCGCGACGACCUGCACUCGGGCGCGGCGCUGCACCACCGACCGCCCCACCUGGGCCCCCCGCACCAGGGGCACCCGGCGGCCUGGGGGGCGGCGGCGGCCGCCCACCUGCCCUCCAUGGCCGGCGGGCAGCAGCAGCAGCAGUCGCUCCUCUACUCGCAGCCCGGGGGCUUCACGGUGAACGGCAUGCUGAGCCCCCCCCCCGGCGGGCAGAGCCUGGUGCACCCGGGGCUAGUGCGUGGCGAGACGCCGGAGCUAGGCGAGCACCCCGGGCACCAUCACCACCACCAUCACCAGCACCCCGGGCACCACCCGCCGCACCACGGUGGCGUCAACAGUCACGACCCGCAUUCGGACGAGGACACGCCGACCUCCGACGACCUGGAGCAGUUCGCUAAGCAGUUCAAACAGCGGCGGAUUAAGCUGGGCUUCACUCAGGCCGACGUGGGGCUAGCGCUGGGCACCCUCUACGGCAACGUCUUCUCGCAGACCACCAUCUGCCGUUUCGAGGCCCUGCAGCUCAGCUUCAAGAACAUGUGCAAGCUGAAGCCUUUGUUGAACAAGUGGCUGGAGGAAGCUGACUCCUCCACGGGCAGCCCCACCAGCAUCGACAAGAUCGCCGCCCAGGGCAGGAAGAGGAAGAAGCGGACCUCCAUCGAGGUGAGUGUCAAGGGGGCAUUGGAGAGCCACUUUCUGAAAUGUCCCAAGCCCUCCGCCCAGGAGAUUACGAACCUAGCGGACAGCCUGCAGCUGGAGAAGGAGGUGGUCAGGGUUUGGUUUUGCAAUCGGAGGCAGAAAGAGAAACGGAUGACCCCCCCGGGAAUCCAGCAGCAGACCCCCGACGAUGUCUACUCCCAGGUCGGCACUGUCAACUCCGACACGCCGCCCCCUCACCACGGACUGCAGACCAGCGUGCAGUGAGGGGCACCUCGGGCGGGCCGGGGGCUGCGACGGGCAGCGCGGGCCUGGCCGGGCCGGGCACCGCCGCCGGGCACUGCCACCACCGCCGGGACCGGUAGCGCCGCGCACAUCCGCACGCUCACACAGACACACUCACACACAGGCACGCACACACACACACAAGAUCCAGGCUCGUUCAGACUGCUUGUGUUUAUAUAUAUAUGGAUAUAUGCGUGCAUCUAUAUAUAUAUAAGAUCGAUACCAAUAGGGAGCGGUGGAGAGGUCGAUCCGAGCGAGAGGAGCAUUUAGACCGAGUUGGGAAAAUGGGGUGGAGAUGCGUAAUGCACCAAAACUGCAGAUGUGCCGGGGGGGUUGGUUGUGGGGUGAAGGCUUAGGCGGGUGGGCUUGUUGUUUGUUUGUUUGUUUGUUUCUCUCUCUCUCUUUUUUUUUUUUUUUUGUUUAAUUUUUCACUCUCCAAAUUACCUUCCUCUCGCAGUGAGGAACACCACUGAUGUGUGCACCUUUCUCUCCCCUCCUCCCCCCCCCCCCCCCCACUCUUCCCUCUAUCCCCAAAAGGGCUCUCUUCUAUGAAUCACGGAAACUUUUUUUUCUCCAUUCUCUCUCCCUCUUAUUUUUCUUCUUUUUUUUUUUUAACUUCAAUGGGAGCAAUCAAGAAAAAAAAAAAAGGGGGGGGGGGAAGCAGAAGCAAAAUAGUGUGGUUAAUCAGAGGGUGCCUGCUACAUUCCAGCACCCUGUUUUUCUUGGCCAAACCAUAGAAUUUUGGUGCAAGGCAGACAUCCACUCUGAAAACAUAUAUGUCUCUAUAUCUAUAUAUUCUGCAAAAUUAAGAGGGCCACUUUUUCCAGGAAAAAAAAAUCUAAAUAGAAUAUGCACACAGCACUAAAACCAAGCAGACUGCAUAGGGAAGCAAAUACAUAUAUAUAUAUUUAUCUAUAUAUAUAGGUAUAGCUAUAGAACAAAAAAUAUGGAAAUAAAUGCCUGCACACUGAAAAAAUUUACCCUGAGAAAAAAAGGGGGGGAGGGACAAAUGCUGGGGGAGGGUGGGAGAAGGAGAGGUUGUUGGUCCCUAAAGUUUGAGCUCUUUUAGAAGGACUUUGCAUGAAUUAAGGGAACCAGCGAGAGAAAGGGAAAUAAUUUAGGGCUCUCAUAGUCCUGCCCCUGAUGGCUGCCAAUCAUCAUGGAAGAGUCAUAAUUUUUUUUUAAAAUCCACUGCUAAUAUUUUUUUUAUUAAUAUUUUUAUUUUUUAUUUCUGGACUGAUUCAGAUAAAGGGAUUUAGAAGGACUGAGCAUCUGCAGCUGCACUUAUCUGAACUUCUCCUCUCCUAAAUCCGUUGCCAACUUUGAUUGAAUGGGUGCUGUGGAUGUGAUUAUAUAAUACUGCCAUUUCCAAGCAGUGUUUUUGGUAGGUUUUAAUAAACAGACUUUUCAAAAAGACGGCAAUAUAGAAUUGUUAGAUCCAUUGUUGAUCUAAAAAAAAAAUUUGCUUUAUAUUUUCAUUAAAUGACUUCUUUUAAUAUUUUAUUCAGAAUACCUAUGAACUGCUGCAAAACGGUAAUUUAUUUUUUCCCCAGAUCUUGUAUUACGUGUUUUUUUCAGACGAGCACAAAUCAAAAUGAAAUGAAAAUAUGGACAGUUGUUAGGUAAUAAGGGUAUCUUUUGAUGUGAUAAUUUGAUUGUAAUUUAAUUUGAGUAGUGAUUCCGUAAGAGCUGAUUGAGAAAAUAAAUUUGUUAGAAUGAAA